This is a messenger RNA of Penicillium cosmopolitanum, 627 nucleotides long. RefSeq names its product DNA-binding domain-containing protein. Gene Ontology annotation, cellular component: nucleus. The record is from RefSeq and is a predicted model, not a curated record. The transcript has 2 exons. NCBI's taxonomy places the organism in Eukaryota, Fungi, Ascomycota, Eurotiomycetes, Eurotiales, Aspergillaceae. Gene Ontology annotation, molecular function: DNA binding. The coding region runs from base 1 to 627 and encodes 208 amino acids.
AUGCCUAAAUCCUCUAAAAUUGACGAAUCUCGCGUUGCCGAGGCCUGCAAAGCGGCUAAUUCCCUCAAAAAGCCGAAUAUAUCGCGUAUUGCACGCGAUUUCGGCGUUCCCUAUCAAACCCUCUAUCGACGCGUCCAUGAACAGGAACUGGCCUUAGUAGGCUGGGUCCUGUUUAUGGAGAGCGUGAAUAUACCUAUUACGCCUGCUAUCUUGCAAGAUGCAGCAAAUGCUAUCUUUUUGCGUACAAAAAAGGAUGCGCAACCACUAAGCAAGAUGUGGGUAUAUCGCUUCAUGAAACGUCACAAGAACCUUAAACCUACAUCUCAAAAGCCAAAGGAUGAUAAGCGUAUCUCUGCUGAAGAUGCUGGAGCUCUUGAGCAGUGGUAUAACAGCCUGGCAAGGGUUACUAGGAACGUUCCUCUGCGCUUAGUAUACAACUUUGAUAAAAUUAGCUUUCAACCUGGGAGGGGAAAGGCACAAACUAUUAUUAGUGGUACAGAGCGGCGUUCUAAUAUCGCUGAGGCAGAGUAUUCUGAGACUAUAACAGUACUUAAAUGUAUUGCCGCUGAUGGCUGGUCAAUGGCUCCAUUUUAUAUCUUUAAGGGCCAGGUUCCUCAGGAAGAUUAG